Messenger RNA from Suillus subalutaceus, 411 nucleotides. RefSeq lists its product as uncharacterized. Bases 45 to 344 code for a protein of 99 amino acids. The transcript is spliced from 2 exons. Lineage: Eukaryota; Fungi; Basidiomycota; Agaricomycetes; Boletales; Suillaceae. The record is from RefSeq and is a predicted model, not a curated record.
UGUAAUAAAACUUGAGCACAGCCUGUGUGGAUAAUCAGCAUUGCAUGAUAAGGCGGAUCGUAGUCAUGGACGGAACGACAGCCUACAGCACACCGAAACUGCCUUCAAACCUCCACGGUCAACUCACGACAGCAAUCGAGUACUGUCACAAACAGGGAUAUAUACUUAGUGAGCAUCAAAAGCCGAACAUUAUGAUUACGAAGGACGACAAAGUGUAUCUCAUCGAUUGUGAUUGGGAUGGACGCGAAGGCGAGGCCACAUACCCUUUGGCUGAGUCCAUCUCUGCCGGCAUUAACUGGCCAACGGAGGUGCAAGCCCAAGGAUUAAUAGGCCUUAGGCCUUAGGGCUGAUACUGAAACAACAUGAUCAUACUAUGGUCCUAUGGAUCAUAAGUUACUCGGAGAUGUUGAG